AUGACACUCGCGGCGCAGAAGGCCAAUUUUGCAGAGAGUAGUGAAAUUUUCUCAGCAGAAGACCUCUAUCCUCGGCAACAGAAGCAAACGCGGCCGAGCUUAUCCAUACGGGAUAGUCGAUACGGUUCAAGGCACAAAGACCCCGCAACCAGCCUUGAUGAAGUCGGUUUCGGAGCCCAUGUUGACAAAUCGGUGGCUCCAGCUGGUGAUAAGGUUGCACUGGAUAUGUUUAUUGUGAAAUCCGAUUUCAUGCAGGUGGUGGAUAUCAAAGUGUCGCUUGUGGAAACCAUCCACGUGUUUUCAUUAUUGAACAAUGAUGAUGCUUUCGCUAGGGCAGUAGCUCCGUCACUAUCAACAACAGCUGUCUCCUCGAGCGAUAGACAGAGCCCUGAGAGGAAACAGUUUGCAAAAGCUGAGACGAAGCCAAGAAAAAAGCUUGUUGGAACAUAUGUGACCAAGAUUGCAAAGGACUAUGUGUCUGCGCAGUCGGAGGAGAGCCAUGCCAACGGCAAUCAUUUAAAGGGUUACUAUGAAGACCAUGAAGACUUUAGGACCGCGAAAUCAUUGUCCAUGUACCAUAUAGCCAUGCAUAUCCCUGAAAAUGCGCUGACGAUUUUAGACCGUGAACUAUUCAAAGUCGAGUACAUGUUUGUAAUCAAAUUCUUUUUCAAGGGUCGCAUGGGUGCAUUCCUAGAAGUCCCCAUUGAGAUUGUAUCGAAGUAUAAUCACAAUCGUAUCUCGACCAUUUCAGGCGCCAUUUUCUGUGCCACCAAUUCUGUUCAGGCCGUAUUACCACCUGUACCUACCCUGACCAAGUGGAGUGAGAGUUAUGUAUCGGAAAGAGACCCUGCCAUAAAUUCGUCGGCCGCUAAAGCGCUAUUAUUACCAACGUCAUCAUCUCCUCCUUCAUCGCCUCUUGCAGUCAAGGGCGAGGAUAAAGUGGAUAUUGCUGAGGCCAGCCUUGAACCAGUAAACAGAGCCAUCACUGGUAGGACUGUAGAAAGCAGUAGCUCCAAAGUGGCUAGAUUCAUUAUGAAUACAGCAGAUACAAAGCAGAGCGUUGGCCUACCACCAUCAAGGAUAAGCUCUGUGAGACACUCUCCUCCACCUGAAGCUACUUAUUUUAAAGUUCAACAACAACAAGCAAGCCUUGACUACGCUUUUAGAGAAACCAAGGACAUUUCAUUCACGGAUACAUUAAAGACAACGUCGACCGCAAUUGACCAAACUGAUUCCACUCUAAACAACAAGGAUCGAUCAGCAGUAUCAACAGCAAUAGUGAGUAUUGCACAUAGGGCCGUGGAAGGGCCCGUUAGCAUUCAACCGAGUGUCAAAGUAGCAGGGGCUGUUGUUCAUCAGUCAAACGCUUCAAGUCUAGCUGCUGGACUUUUACAGAAGGAGCCAGGUCCUGUUUUGGAGGCAAAUACAGUAGCAUCUAAGAAGAAGAUAGGUGACUUAGCACUGAUAAUGCCAGCAAGUGUCCCUGCUGUUAGAACUGGAACCAAGGAAGCCAAAGUUGCCCCAAAGGCGGCCGCAGAAGAAGCUGGCGAUGACUUUACUCUUACCAUUAUGUCCAAUCAAAAGAACUAUUCGGAUAGAGAUUUAUCUCAUCUAUAUCCGGCUCAACAACGGUGGAGCGGUUUUAGUGAAUCAAGGGACGGGGGUAGCAGGGCGUAUAAUGAUCUGAUAGCCAAGUCUUCAAAAGAUUUACCCUCGCCUCUCCCACACCCUCGAAACACUAAUGGAGCACUAACAAGUAUAAAAAUUUCACCUCAGCAACAGUCUGCAACAUUUGCACUUGUUACAUCAAUGCUCCCAGCAAUGAGCUUGUUCUCUUCAGUUGGUCAUACUUCUGUUGAAGAGAGCAGCAGCAGUAGCAGUGGCAAUGGGAAUGGGAACCGUAUUAGUAGUAAAAGCAACACCCAGCCCCAAUACGCUAGACGGUCUUUACAGCAGGCAGAAUUACACCAUCCCAAAUUGUCCUCUCGACCUCUUAAAUCAUGUCUUAGGGAGCGACGAGAAGCCAUUCCGCUCAAUGUGACGCCGCCGAACCAUAGGCCUGUUCAGGCCAAGAAAAAGGUUACAUUCGCCAAGGGAUGCACUCCUUUAACAUCCCCAAUAACACAUCAAGCUUUAUUUCCAGGGAUUGACUUUGGUGCCAUCAGUAGGGCUAAUAACAACCACAGCAGUAAUAGUAGCAAUGUUACUCAGGAGAGACAUGGCUACAUGCCAAAUUAUCCGCCGCUCUCAUUCUCCCCUCCAUUAGCUCCAGCAAUGCCGUUGGCGUGUAGUCCAAGCCGAGGCUCUACGUUGAAUCCAAGAUUGGCAGCCUCAGAUAAUGUUGCUUCGGCGCCUACUUCCACAACCAUUGCUACGAGCAUUGUUAAUCCUAACACUACUAUUACUACUACUAAGGGGUCUCACGCCAGGAGCUCCAACCCUGCUAGUCCGUAUCACCCUUUUGACAAUCAUCCGAGCCGUUUGUCUCCACUCGAAAAACAAAACUUGGGCUUCCAAAUUAAAGUACAGAGCCCGUCUCGAAGCAACAGUUACAAUAACCACAGUAACAGUACCAGUCGGAAGGUGGACGAGGUUAAAGAAGGAGAGAGUAGCGAUGAGGAUGAUGCGUUUGAGGAUGACGAAGGCGACUACGACUACAACUAUGACGAUAACGAGGAAGAUGAGGAGACAGAGGAAGAACGGAUUGAACGCCGUCGUCAAGCUAGAGUUGCAUGGCUGGCCAGGUAUGGAGAUGCGUUCAAGCAGGUCUAUGGAGCAGUACCUGAGUUGCCACCGAUUUAAAAUGAAAAAAAGUAAAAGAAAUAAGGAUAUAUAUCAAUAACGAAGGCAGUUUCCGUUAUUUAUUAAAUAAAUUUGUAUCCUCACUCCUGCUAUUAAAAUCUGCCUAGAUAGAUUGACAGAAAAAAAACUCUUUUCCUUCGUCAAUUGAUAUCCAUAUCUCCUGCAACAAAAUCUUCAACGUCAUCAUGCCUAAAAAAGAAAAAAAAAAUGCAAGAGUAUUUUACGUCAGUUAGGGAACGAUGACAGGACUUCCUUCUCUCCAAAAGCUAUUUGGUUUC
Messenger RNA from Lobosporangium transversale, 3080 nucleotides. RefSeq lists its product as hypothetical. The record is from RefSeq and is a predicted model, not a curated record. The transcript has 2 exons. The coding region runs from base 1 to 2802 and encodes 933 amino acids. NCBI's taxonomy places the organism in Eukaryota, Fungi, Mortierellomycota, Mortierellomycetes, Mortierellales, Mortierellaceae.